AUGUUGAGGAAGUGAGAUAUUUCACAACAGCUGGCAGAAACACGAUGGGCUGAACAGUUCAGUUUCUUUCUUUAAUGCUGUAUGAUUGCAGAUGUCGGGUGCUGUGGUGUGAUUUCAGUGGGGAAUUUCUGAUACUAUAAACGGCUGUAGUGGGCAGAGUCACUUCUGGCCUGGCGCUGCAUUCCGGUCUGAUUACCCGAGUUUGCCUGUUUACUCCCGCACACCUCCUCUAAAGAGAUUGAACCCUACCCCUGACCAUAGGGUCAAAGAACAAGCUGCCCUCAGUGUUCAGCAAAGUUGCAGUGUCUCGUUUGCCCCCAAUGAUGUGUUUAAACGCUGGGCUUUCUUUCUGCUGCAUUGGCGAAUUCUUUCUGGGACCUCUGGAACAGACUUUGACAGCGGAUACCACACACUGAAUGGUCGGCAGAACCGUCCAUCUUUCAUUUUGAGCAACUGUUGCGCUGACAUUGGACGGGAAGGAACUUCUAAUCUGGUUUUAGUGUGGGUUGCGGAAGUGUAAAAGUUCAGUUAGAAGUGUGUUAAGAGGGAGCCCUCGGAGUUAUCGCCGUUUUCUACACUGUAUUUGUAAUAAUGGGCUUCGCGUUCGGGCUGAGGAGUUGUGCCGGCCCCUGGAACCGGAGCUGGCGGCUCUUCCCGGAAGAUUUCUGGAAAGGCUACAGUAGCAGUGGGACAAAAACACUUGCCCCAUACAGAAAACUUCAUUAUGCAUCAGUUAUCCCAACGAAGCCAACCCUCACUACCAGUUAUGUUCAUGGUGCCAUUAAUAUGCCACUCAUUUCCAAAAGCAUUGGUCAAUGCCUUGAAGAUGUAGCCAAUAAGCACCCUGAUAAAGAGGCUCUAGUGUUUCUGCAGGGUGGAGUCAGGAAAACCUUUGGACAAUUCAAGCAGGAGGUUGACCAAAUGGCUGCAGGACUGCUCGCCAUUGGCCUGGAGAAAGGAGACCGGCUAGGCAUGUGGGCACCAAAUAUUUAUGAGUGGGUUUUAAUGCAGUUUGCAACCGCACAAGCUGGUAUCAUAUUGGCUAACAUCAAUCCAGCAUACCAGGCUCGUGAGGCGGAAUUCGUCCUUAGGAAGGUUGGCUGUAAAGCUCUGGUUUGUCCCAUGAAGUUUAAGACCCAGAUUUACUAUGACAUCAUUAAGCAGUGUUGUCCAGAAGUGGAAAAAGCCACUCCUGGGGAUCUGAGGAGCAAAAGACUUCCAGAUCUAAGGACGAUCAUCAUGAUUGGUGGAAAGCCUCCUGGAACAUACAGCUAUGAUGAAGUGUUUAAUGCAGCUUCAAGCAGCCAUCGAGAGCAACUACUGAGACUUCAAAAGAAAAUCGUUUUUGAUGACCCAAUAAACAUCCAGUUCACCUCGGGCACAACAGGAAACCCCAAAGGAGUUACCCUAUCCCAUCAUAACAUUGUCAACAACGCCCGUUUCAUAGGAUACAGGAUGGGCUACGAUUGGCGGAAUGCUCGGAUCAGUUCUCCAGUGCCACUCUUUCACUGCUUUGGCUGUGUAGGAGCGACUAUGAACAUGGCCAUUUAUGGCUGCAUGGUGGUAUUUAGCUCUCCACAUUUUGAGGGACGGGCAGCACUUGAGGCAGUCCAGCGUGAAAGGUGUACAGUUAUUUAUGGGACACCAACAAUGUACCUUGACAUGCUGGGCCAGAAAGACUUCUCUACUUUUGACUUGUCAACACUUGAAACCGCAGUCGUUGCUGGUGCUCCAUGUCCUGUUGAAGUGGCCAGGAAAAUCCAAACUGAAAUGAAUAUCACUGAAUUUGUCGGAGCAUAUGGUACAACAGAAAACAGCCCAGUCACAUUCCAAGGAUUCCCAAUGGAUGAAAUGACACGGAAACUAGAGACAGUUGGAUAUGUUGCCCCUCACAUCGAGGCCAAGGUUGUGCAUCUCCAAACUGAGGAACUCCUUCCUUUGAACACAGCAGGAGAGCUGUGGAUCCGUGGAUACACUGUUAUGUUGGGAUACUGGGAUGAACCAGAAAAGACAAAGGAAUGUAUCACACCAGGGGGCUGGUACAAAACAGGCGAUAUUGCCAAACUUGAUGCGUAUGGUUACUGUCGGAUUGUUGGCCGAUGUAAAGACAUGGUUAUCCGUGGAGGAGAAAACAUUUAUCCAGCAGAAAUAGAAGCAUUUCUGCAUACACAUCCAAAAAUACAUGAAGUCCAGGUAGUUGGAGUGCAUGAUGACAAGAUGGGCGAAGAACUCUGUGCCUGUGUGAAAGUCCACGAUGGAAUGGAAUGCACAGUUGAGGAGGUUAAAACGUACUGUAAGGGACAGAUCUCCCAUUUCAAGAUCCCACGGUACAUGGUAUUUGUUAAUGAUUUCCCUCGGACUGCUAGUGGGAAGAUUCAAAAAUUCAUACUGAAAGAGCAAAUGGAAGUACAACUGGGACUUGGGUCUAAGUAAAAAAAGUCACAUCGUUGUCACAGAGGGAAAUAUCAGGACUCCUUUCAUGCCCAAAAUCUUUUGAUUAUACUGUCCUAUAAUAGUGCCCUACCAUAGAUGAUCCUCCCUUAUGUAAACUAUACCCUUUUAUCGGCUCCAUUCUAUCAUGGCUUCUACUCAAAAUACUUAAUCCACGUGUAAAGGUCAUAUAAACUGUUCACAAUGUCCAAAUUAGAUCAAAUAUAACACAUUCCAGCAUUGUAUGAUGUGCAAUAUUCUAUUCUUGGCCUGUCAUCUUCUACAGUGUCCCUCCUAUACCCCUAUAUAAUGUUAUUUGAACCUCUCCAUCAUUACAUCAGAAUGUUGAGGCAAUGUUUGGAUAAAACAACUCAAAAGUCCUUGACAAUGAGGAAGAGCUUUGACUUCCGUCAGAAUAACAGUGGAAAGGAGGAAUAAAGAUGGUGCAGUUGAAUUCUAUUCUGGGACACAGUUGCGUGGAAUACCGGCUAUCAUCCUUUGCAUUGGUAUAAUGUUAACAAAACCUCCUGCGGGUGUGAUAAGCGUUAACAGUAAAGAUACUGUUUUAUCAGCACAGCUCUAGUUUAGUCUCAGCUCUGUGUCUGCUGUCCCUUCAUUUAUCCUCUUCUGCUGCUUCAGGGAUGAAUUGAUCAUUUAAUGCCUGGUCUGAAGGAAAAGUUUAAUUCUGUAUCGAUAUCCUAUGUGCUUACAGCAAUAUUAUUUUAUAAUACUCAUACUUCCUGCAUUAUUCAUAUACUGCAACUCAGUGAGACUGCAUUCUUUCUCCCUCAGGCACUGUCCAUUUGAUUGCGGUGUGCCUGUCCUCGUUCUUAGACCAGUGUUUUAUUUAGUUGCUGUGGUAAAACACAUUUGCCCUUGGCAAGAAUCAGGGCCCCUGAAGGUCUCAUCCUGUUGGCUCUGGGGCCUCGAUCCCUACAAUUGUUUGGGACAAUUGCCACGGCCUACUGAUAUGAGUCACUGCAAGUGGUGACUCCAAGACCAAGGUGGGAAACAAGGAAGCAUCCUCCCAUCAGUGCAACCAGUUUUGACAGAAAUACCCCAACUACUUUCCCAAAGAAGUGAUUCAAACCAAAUUUACAAUCAAAGAAGGAUCCAGACCCAAAACUAUAGCUUUUCAGCUCCUCUGUUCUACAUCCUGUUGCCUCAGAUUCUCCAGCAUCAGCAGUUCCUACUAUCUCUGAAUCAGAUUUACAAUCCAUACGUUUGUAGAAUUUGAUUGGACAUUGUUCUGUAAUUCCCUGCUUUUGUUCAUUAAAACUAUGAACAUUAAUCUGGGACAUAUAUAAUCUGGUUUUAAUCACUCACCCCUACAGUUGCCUGUAAAAAUUGAUUGUUGUAGUUUGGCAAAUAUUCACCUUGAAUUAUGUGGUUGAACAAGUUUAAACAGCUGUUUCUGUUCCUGUGUAACAUAAAAAUGGAACAUUUGAAUGACACUGCUCUGAUGGACAUCUUAACAACAGUGCCUUAAUUUCGUUAAUAGUCCAUUGUUAUUCUUCAACAGAAGGUACCAAAUGUUCCUCAGCGCUACUUCAAAAGUAGGAACAGAACUUGGUAUCAAUUUCCAUUCUUGUAAAAUGAAAAUGAGCCCUAGCUGCUCAUCACAUUAUGAGGCAAUGUAAUGGUUGCAAACUGAUGCCGGUCAGCAUUCUGCCUAAACAUAAACUCAUUAUAUGAAAAUAA
Molecule: messenger RNA, 4131 nt
Organism: Stegostoma tigrinum
Lineage: Eukaryota; Metazoa; Chordata; Chondrichthyes; Orectolobiformes; Stegostomatidae
Gene: acsf2
Product: acyl-CoA synthetase family member 2
Exons: 16
Coding region: 592-2433 (613 amino acids)
Biological process (GO): fatty acid metabolic process
Molecular function (GO): medium-chain fatty acid-CoA ligase activity
Source: RefSeq, a predicted model, not a curated record